GCAGGCUGCAUUCGCCGCUGUUUGAAGGCGACGCGCCGACAGCGCGCUAAACCCAGAGAUUGUUACAUCAUAGAGAGCAAUUGAUUUCGAAGGUCGCAGAGCAACGCGGACCUUCAAGCAUGCCGCGUCGGCUGCUGCUCCUCACAGUUCAAACCACUGCUCUGCUCCACUCCCGAACGCCGGCGCUGCGGCGUACGAUACGUCACGCCAGCGAAGAAGAACCUUCGCUCGCGCGGGAGCUGUCCCAGUCCGCCGUCGCCCUCGCCGCCGGCAUCGACGGUCCUUUGAAGAAAUACGACCCGAUCCGGAACGCGGCUUUGAAGAAGAUACGCACGCGCUUCACUCCAAAUGAAUUGGCGGACGUCGUGAAUGCCUACGCCGAGGCGGGCGUCAAGGCGCCCGAUCUGUUCGAGACCGUCGCAAGCGCUCUACGGGAGCGUCUGUCGUCCUUUACUGCGGACGACGCCUGCGACGUGGCCUUCGCGUUAAGUAGAGCGAGGUGCGUCUCCGACGAGUUGUUAAAUGACGUCUCUGCUCAUGCGAACACGACAGCAACGUCGGCGGAGGCAUUGGCGCGGCUGUGCUACGCGUUCGCGCGGAAAGGUAUCAAAAGAGGUGAAGGCGCCUCAACAGCUGCGCGUAAUGCGAGACAAGCCGUCAUCAAUGGUGGCACUCUAUCACUGGAUGCCUUGUCGCGGUGCUGCUGGGCUUCUGCCGCUCUCGAGGGCGAGGACGCCUCAGUACUAUUUAAUGAAUGUACGAAGCGCGUCGCCCAACGCGCGAACGACUUCACGGGCAAGCAACUCGUGACCAUCGCCUUCGCGGCCUCCAAGAAACGCACCGUCGACUCUGUACUUUUUGAUGCGAUAGCAGAUGGCAUCGCGGCCAAGACGGACGAACUGAACCCGCAGGGGCUGUCGAACGCGGCCUUCGCCUACGCCACCGUGCGAAGAAGGGACCCCAUCCUGUUUGCGGCCGUGGCGCGAGAAGCGCCUUCGAAAUUGAAGAGCUUUGAACCUAGACAUUCCGCGUCGCUGGCGUGGUCUUUUUCUAAAGCUGGUUUCAGGGCGCCGCAGCUGUACGACGCCCUUGCGCUGUCUUGCGCUUCUAGAUUAAACGACUUCGACGCGAAGCAGAUCAGUACGUUAGCGUGGGCCUACGCGCGGGCCGGCCGCUUGGACAGGGAGCCCCUACGGACAGCUCUCGUACAACAAGUCAACGAGCGGUGUAUCUCACGCAGUUUCUCGGCGCAGUCUUUAUCAAAUAUAGCGUGGUCGUUCGCGAAGCCGGAGCACAACGCGGCGCGCUGCGAGGACGUCCUUGAUUCAGUAGCGGCGGCUGCUAUGGAGCUUGGGCUUUCCGAGUUCACGGACCAGGGUCUGGCGAACCUGGCGUGGUCCUGCGCGCGGACGCCGCGGCGGGGCCCCGAGGCUGAACGGUUAGUUUCAAAAGUGACGCAAGCCUCAUCUACGAGGUUGCACGAGUUCGGGCCCCAGGCUUGUGCCAAUUUACUGUGGGCCGCGGCGACCUGCGAUGCGGCCCAAGACUUGGAUGUCUCUGCCGUCUCCUCAUCUCUGGAAAGAAACGUCCCAAAGAUGACGGCCCAGCAGAUCUCGAUGGUCUGCUGGGCGGGGGCUGUCGCGGGCAUCCAGCCUGAUCCUCCUGCCUUAAGUGCGUUGUGGAGGACGGCGCGCUCUAGACUAGAUGAGUUCGGGCCGCGGGCGUUUUCUAACGUGGCCUGGUCGCUCGCGAAAUCAACAGAGACGGAUGACGAAGAGCGGAAUGCUCUGUUGGACGCUUUGGCCGACGCUCUUGCGGAUCGGAAACGGGUUGGGGCUCUCAGUGCACAAGCAUUGGCCAAUAUAGCUUGGUCCUACAAGGGUCGGUACCAACCUGCCUUAUAUGAGUCUCUGGUCCGAGCUGGCUUGCGACGCAUCCCGGACCAGGCGCCGCAAGAACUCGCCUCGACGGCCUAUUCCUACGCUUCGGCCGGUGUCGAUGCUCCCUUGUUGUAUGAGGCUGUGGCGCGUGCGGCAGCAAGGAAGAUCGGUUCCUUUGGUUCAGUAGAUUUACAUAUCAUCGCGUGGUCUUUUUGUGUUGCUGGCGCUUUAGAUGCGAGAUUAUUCGGCGCCAUUGCCGGUGUUCUACCUUCUUAUUUAGAUGAUCUAUCCAUGGAAGGCCGGGCGCAGCUCUACCAGGUCUACCUCUACCUGUCUCGAGAAUUACCUGAUUCGUUGCUGGUGCCCGUGCUCGGGGAGCACUCUCAACAGUUGAAGGAGGCCUUCGUUUCCCAAGAUGUCGAGCCGUCGCAGACGCAAAACGAAGUUUCUCGCGUGUUGACAGGUUUAGGCUGGAAUCACGACGAGGAGCACCGCACCGACGAAGGUUUGUCCUUGGACAUGGCUAGACCAUCGAUGAAGGUCGCGGUCGAGUUCGACGGCCCCACCCACUACUUACUGGGCGGCGCCACUGGUUCUAUACAAUGCAACGGCGCGACGGCGUUCAAAAGAAGGCUUCUGAAGAUACUAGGCUGGGAGGUCAUCAGUAUCCCCUACUUCGAGUGGAACGAGGUCCGCUCCUCCAAAGAGACGCGGGAGGCCUACCUCAAGACGAAAUUAGCACUGUAAUAUAUUGUUGUCAUUA
Molecule: messenger RNA, 2643 nt
Organism: Pelagomonas calceolata
Lineage: Eukaryota; Pelagophyceae; Pelagomonadales; Pelagomonadaceae
Source: the annotation of a GenBank genome assembly